Molecule: messenger RNA, 2307 nt
Organism: Diorhabda carinulata
Lineage: Eukaryota; Metazoa; Arthropoda; Insecta; Coleoptera; Chrysomelidae
Gene: BORCS7
Exons: 2
Coding region: 302-619 (105 amino acids)
Cellular component (GO): BORC complex
Source: RefSeq, a predicted model, not a curated record
AGUUUUUUAUCAUAUCUACUCCAGAUAUAACGAAAUUGAAUAAGUAUGAGUAUUUAGUCCCGUUAUAUUUCCAUCACUACACUACUAUCGAUUAAAAAAUUCGUCAUUUGUGCCGUUCACUAAUCGUGGCUUCCUCUAAAGCCUGGUUGGCAUCGUAUUGAUAAUUCAGCUAUUCAAUUUCGUGGAAAAGAAGAAUAAAUAUACUUUUAGUGUAGUUUGUUUUUGUUUAUGGUUGAAAUAAGUAUUGUGUGCUUCUUAAGUAUUUAUAAAAUUCAAUAACAAAUUAUAUAAAACUAUUACUAUGGCGUCAGCCAGUAGUACUAGUGCUAGAUCAUUGUUUGCUGAUUCAAAAAUGCGACUUGCUGAUCGGGUACAAGUAAAUGUGAAUAAUAUAUCUUCCUUGGCCAGACAGAUAACUAGAGGGUCUAAAAGUACAGAGAUUCUUAUGCAUUCAUCUCGAAAUUUUGCCGUAGCAGAACAAGCGAUGGAAAAUAGUGAAAAUAAUCUUAAAAAACUUCAAGCUCUUUGCACACAUGCAAAUUAUCAAUAUGAUUCUAUAAAAAAAUCGACUCGUCAACUGGAAGAAGUGAAGGAGCAAGUAUGUGCAAUGCAGAGAUAACUUUUGGGUAGUUAAUAAUAUUCUUUAAUUCACAUAUUUAUUUAUUUAUUAUAAACCAAUCAAUGACAUUGUAAUUUUUCAUAGGCAAUUUAACGCCUGAGCAAUAGUGGCACUUUAGUGAGGAAAUUUCUUUAAAAAACAAUUUCCAAUAAAAAAAGAAUAUUUUUCAUUUUUAGUGCAGGGCUGUUAAGUAAAUAGUACUAAGUAAACUGACAUAAUUAGAGGUUCUAAAGAUUUUUAUUUCUUUUGAUAUGCAUUUUUUUAUUUAAAAGUGCAAAGGGUCCUAUACUAAACAAGGCAUGACCAAAGUCAGAUAUCACUAGGUACCAGAUGCAAACAGUCUGUUGAAUACUGCUAAACUAAUAACACAUUUGAAAUAAAUAAAAUGUUGUAAAACAAAAUAGUUUAAUUCUAAUAAUUUAAAUAAAAGAUACAAAAAAUCAUUAUUACCUGUAUCUGACAAAUACAGAUUUUACCUAGGUACUUGAGUGAAAAUUAUUUUUUAAAAACUUUUAGUUUAGCCAAUAAGGUGGGUUCUAUUUGGAUUAAUUAAUCUUUGUUAUUACAAACUUUCCAUUUAACAAUAUUUUCUUUUUCUGGGGACAAACUUGGGAAUGGUCCAUUUUUUCCACUUAGGAUAUUUUCCCCAAAGGGUAGGUCCUAGUACAUUAGAUUUUUUGUAGCAGUUCUAGAGGUAUACCAUUUUCGCAUGCAGACAAAACUAAAGACAUCUGCUCUUUGAUCUAUGCCAAUGUUAGACAUGUGAAAUUAACAUGUCAACCACUCAUACGAAUCAAAAAUAUUUGCACCCAAAGUCGACAAUCCCUUAUUAAAAUUAAAAACAAAGUAUCUUUGAUUUCAAGCCCCAUAGUUUAAAGGUUAUUAACUUAAAGUCAUAGAAAACUAGAAAUAUCAAGUAUAUACUUUCAAUUUGAAUUUUAAGAGUACUUACUGUAGCAAAACAGAAAUAUCGUAUCAUGAUUUAUCUGACGUCAACCCAAAUAUAUCUUGUUUACUCCACUAAAUGGCGAAAAAUCAGUUUUUUAAAGUGGUAAACACAUGGAAGGGGAUCCUAUUCCUAAUUUACCUAUUAACAGAUAGAUGGAGACAAAAACAUAACUUUUUAUGAAAUAAAGAAAAUUUUAUAUCUAUUUGUUAUAUAUUAGUUUUAAUAUAAUUCUCUAUCUUUUCUUGAUUGUUAAUCGUUGCAGUGAAUUAUGAAGCAUUAUGGCUAAGAUAUAACUAUUUUUUUCAUUAAGCUUUUUUGCCAUUUUUGGUAUUAGUAAGCUUUUAUUCUUUGUGUUUAUAGAUUUUUGUUUAUAUUCAUUCAGCAAUUCAUUAUAAUAAUACAUAAUGAUUCUAAAGAGAAUACUUUUCUAUAUUUAGAGGACGGUUUUCUGUUUCACAUGUAUUUCUAUGAAUUAUUUUAAGUAUUCUAUUUUGUAAGUUUUUAAGAGAUUCUAUAUUAUUUUUAUAAACACUUCCCCUUGCAAAUAUCCCAUAGCUAACUAUAUUGUUGAGUAACGUAUAAUACAUUGUUAAUAAUGCUUUUGUAUGCAUUAGGUUUAGUAGCUAAUUUGGAGAAUAUAAAAAUAAAAUAUUUUGUUUUCUUUAUUAUACCCACUUUCCACAUUUUUGUCCCAUUUUACAAUUGUAUCAAUCAAAAUAUAUAAAUAAAUAAAAUUUUC